CAAGCGCUUUCUCCGAAGAAGUGGACGAGUAGGAAGCUUUUACAGUCAGGAAGCAAACCUGCAUCUGGUGUUGCAGAUUCAACGUUAGCUAGCAAAAGAUAAGUUUGUCUAACUCGGUUUUGUUUGCGCUUGUUUUACAGUACAGCCUUGGAUUCCUCCGGUCAAAUAUGACUAUAUUGUUUUUAAGGACCGUGUGCGAGCAGCUGGUGUCUCAGUGAGCCGCGGCUUCUGGUAGCCUAGCAUCCUUGUAGCUAACUUUAGCUUGCUACCGUCAAACCUGGUUUGAGUUUGAAGAUGAAUUUGGUCAAAAACAAAACGUUGCACCCACACUUGCGCGACGAGGAAGCUCUUGUGGUGGAAAACGCCAUCCGGCUGGCAAUAGACUCGAUAAUAAACGUGCUUUACGGUGUCAACAGUUCCAGGACUCAUGAGUACCAGCGGAUGGUGGCUGACAGGGACAAAGAGAUCCAGCGGCUGGAGGACAGGCUGACAGAGAUCGAGCACGAGCUGCAGGUGCUGCGCCUACAGGGCUGCACCUGCGGGCUGUUUGGAAAAGAGAACAGCCUCGUUGGAUCCCAGCCCUCCGGUGAGCCACAGACGGGAGAGCAGAGCGGGUUUGAACCAUGCCGCGUUGACACUGAGAUGACAGCGGAGCAGCAGCAGUGUGAAAUGAGCAUCUCUUUUGGCCUUUUUGCAAGACCCCCCUCACAUGUGUCCUCUCAAAGCCACGAGUCAGCUCUCCCAUCAUCCCCCAGCAGAAUGGCACUGGAAACGUGCACCUCCCACUCCUCAGUGUCCUCAGGUGUAUCAGAGGCAGCCAGGAAUCCGUCUACAUCUCCCAGCAGCCUUGUCAUCAAGGAGGAGCCGUGUGACAUCGACACAGUUUUAAUCAAGUGGGAAAUGAGUGAAGAGAGAUUCGGGGAGCAUCCGGAGAGCACAUGCAGUCCGUGUCAGGAAAAAGAGAGCCCCAGUGUAAAAAAAAAACUGGAGAACAGAGGGAGAAGGAAGUUUAAAGAGAAACCUCAUGCAGAUCCUGACGAACAACGCGACCCUCAUGAAGAACAGCCGAGGAACAAGAAGAAAGGCGUGCCGAUGUCAGAGCUGCCAGAUGAGGCUCAGAGACUGAAGAGGGCAGCCUGGAGAGCAGCUUCCAGGCGGUACUACGCCCGAAAAAUAGCCCGCCAACAGGCAAACCCCUCACGCUCCGGCCCCUUCCCCUUCCCCUCACGCUCCGGCCCCUUCCCCUUCCCCUCACGCUCUGGCCCCCUCCCCCCACACUCCAACACUGGGUAUUCACAACCCAUCUCUUUUGUGGAUAAGAAAAGAAGGACGCUGGUAUCUGAGUUACCUGAAGAGUCUCAGUCGUUGCAGAGGGAGGCGUGGAGAGCCGCUCGAAAAAGCACUGACCCUCAGACCGGGUCCACACAGUAUGCACACCUGCUCCAGAACAUAGAGCUGUCUGGAGAAACACUUGGACCCAACAGAGGAGGCUCCAACACCAACAGUGGAGAAAUAAUGUGCAGCUGAUAGACAGUUAUGCUGUUGAUGAGAUUUUCUAUUCUGCAUAUUGAAAGGUUAAUUUCAUUGCAUUAUGUUAUGUACCCUAGAACAUUGGACUAUGUGAAUGUUUACUAUUUUUACCUGAUUUGUACUGAUGAUGUUGAGAUUUACCUCAGAUCUUCUCAAAUUUCCAAAUAGUUUGAACCUAGUGUUUUAAAUCAGUCAUCUGUGUUUCUUUGUAGUUGAAUGAUGCAACAAACAAUGAGAACAACACUUUGAUCAUAUUACUUUGGUUCUAAUUUCUCAGCGUUUUAUUAUUUUUCUUCAUUUCAGCCUUCUUUAGUAUACUGCAUUGCAUGCCUGUAGAAAACGCUAACUGCAAAUGAAGAUUGCAUAAAUGUAUUCUGCAGCAAUAUGAAGAUAUUGUAGAGUACUCAUAUGACCACUGUAUCAAUACAGUCCGUCUGUAACUACAAUCAAGGCAUCGUUAUUGGUCAAUUAUGAGAUCAACAUUUCUGUGUAAAUGACAGAUGAAAGAAGUAGGGUUUAAUUUUUACUGGGAUGACUUAAAAUGUAUUUUUGUUCCUUUUUUGGAAUAUUUUAAAUAAAGAUAAUUUAAUAAAGUU
Molecule: messenger RNA, 2126 nt
Organism: Sander lucioperca (pikeperch)
Lineage: Eukaryota; Metazoa; Chordata; Actinopteri; Perciformes; Percidae
Exons: 4
Coding region: 295-1527 (410 amino acids)
Source: RefSeq, a predicted model, not a curated record